Molecule: messenger RNA, 3369 nt
Organism: Echinops telfairi (small Madagascar hedgehog)
Lineage: Eukaryota; Metazoa; Chordata; Mammalia; Afrosoricida; Tenrecidae
Gene: MAPKAP1
Product: MAPK associated protein 1
Exons: 12
Coding region: 297-1865 (522 amino acids)
Biological process (GO): TORC2 signaling
Cellular component (GO): cytoplasm; plasma membrane; TORC2 complex
Molecular function (GO): phosphatidylinositol-4,5-bisphosphate binding
Source: RefSeq, a predicted model, not a curated record
GGGCAACAGGGUAGCAAAGCUGCACAGCCGGCCGCAGGCGGCGGGAAGCGUUGGUAUGAGGGCCAACUUGGGAAGCGACAGUUGAGCGGGCCGGGAGGAGCGCCAAUCUCCGAGGACCCCGGGGGUCCGGAGCUCGGGGCAGGGGCUAGGAGGCGCGGGGAAGCCGGGCCCUCCCUUCAGGAACGUGUUCCGGGGCCGGCCCGGCCCGAGUGUGGAAGCAGCGUCAGGUAGGUGAGCCUGUGAAACAAUAUGAAGAGAAGAAAAUAGCCUUUAAAGGAAAUUGGCCCACAGCAAGGAUGGCCUUCUUGGACAAUCCAACUAUCAUUCUAGCUCAUAUUCGACAGUCACAUGUGACCAGUGAUGACACGGGAAUGUGUGAGAUGGUUCUCAUUGAUCAUGAUGUUGACCUAGAGAAGAUUCAUCUUCCUUCAAUGCCUGGAGACAGUGGGUCAGAAAUUCAGGGAAGCAAUGGUGAAACUCAGGGCUACAUUUAUGCCCAGUCAGUCGAUAUUACCUCAAGUUGGGACUUUGGUAUUAGAAGACGCUCAAACACAGCUCAAAGAUUAGAACGACUCCGAAAAGAGAGACAAAACCAGAUCAAAUGCAAAAAUGUUCAGUGGAAAGAAAGAAAUUCUAAACAAUCAGCCCAGGAGUUAAAGUCACUGUUUGAAAAAAAGUCUCUCAAAGAAAAGCCUCCGAGUUCUGGAAAGCAGUCAAUAUUAUCUGUCCGCCUGGAGCAGUGCCCUCUGCAGCUGAAUAACCCCUUUAAUGAGUAUUCCAAAUUUGAUGGCAAGGGUCAUGUAGGCACAACAGCAACCAAGAAGAUCGAUGUCUACCUCCCCCUGCACUCGAGCCAGGACAGACUGUUGCCAAUGACGGUGGUGACAAUGGCCAGCGCCAGGGUGCAGGACUUGAUCGGGCUCAUCUGUUGGCAGUACACAAGCGAAGGACGGGAGCCGAAGCUCAAUGACAACGUCAGUGCCUACUGCCUGCAUAUUGCUGAGGAUGAUGGGGAGGUGGACACAGAUUUCCCCCCUCUGGAUUCUAAUGAGCCUAUCCAUAAAUUUGGCUUUAGUACGCUGGCCCUGGUUGAGAAGUAUUCGUCUCCUGGCCUAACAUCCAAAGAGUCGCUCUUUGUUCGAAUAAAUGCUGCUCAUGGAUUCUCCCUUAUUCAGGUGGACAACACAAAGGUCACCAUGAAAGAAAUAUUGCUGAAAGCAGUGAAGCGGAGGAAAGGAUCCCAGAAAAUUUCAGGGCCUCAAUACCGCCUGGAGAAGCAGAGUGAGCCCAACAUCGCUGUGGACCUGGACAGUACCUUGGAAAGCCAGAGCGCCUGGGAGUUCUGCCUGGUCCGCGAGAACAGUUCAAGGGCAGACGGGACUUUUGAGGAGGAUUCACAAAUCGACAUAGCUACAGUACAAGAUAUGCUUAGCAGCCACCAUUACAAAUCAUUCAAAGUCAGCAUGAUCCACAGACUACGAUUCACAACCGAUGUACAGUUAGGUAUCUCUGGAGACAAGGUCGAGAUAGACCCUGUUACGAAUCAGAAAGCCAGCACUAAGUUUUGGAUUAAGCAGAAACCCAUCUCAAUCGAUUCUGACCUGCUCUGUGCCUGUGACCUUGCUGAAGAAAAAAGCCCCAGUCACGCAAUAUUUAAGCUCACGUAUCUAAGCAAUCAUGACUAUAAACACCUCUACUUUGAAUCUGAUGCCGCUACCGUCAGUGAGAUUGUACUCAAGGUUAACUACAUCCUGGAAUCGCGAGCAAGCACUGCCCGGGCUGACUAUUUUGCUCAAAAACAAAGAAAAUUGAACAGACGUACAAGCUUCAGCUUCCAGAAGGAGAAGAAAUUGGGGCAGCAAUGACGCUGGCAUCCAGCCUCAGCCUCAGCCUCAAUCUCUCUCCGUAGUUCAGAGCCUGCCUGUUCACCCAGGGCAGGGGGGCCCUAGAGCUCACCCUAGGCCCUGCAGCCUUGGGAGGGACGCCACUUCUGGCUCACAGGCUGGUUGGUGGGUGCUUGGGGCAGAUUUGGGGAGGGGCACUUCCUAGGAUGGAGCUGGGGACAUUUCCACAGGACUGAAGUCUGAGUAGCCAAUAGCUUUGAUUAGCAGUGCCCAGGGGCCAGGCACCACCACGAGGGGCCACAUGCUGCCCCUUCGUCUUCACUGCCUGGUGACCCUGCCCAAGAAUGUACAUAGUCAGGCCCAGGCAUUUCCUUGCCACGUGAUCAAAUUUCUGAAGUGGAGAACAAAAAUGUACCUUUCUGUCUAUUUUCCUUUUAAUAAACAGGUGUGCUCGAUCGUGGUUGGUAUGGUGGCCCGUUCUUUGGGGUGGAGAAUUGAUUAUGUUCUUCUCUUUCAAAUCUGUGCCCAUAUUGAACAGGGAGAUUGGGAAAGCUAAGGCUCGAUUUCUCAGAAGAACUGUUUAGGGCUUAGUCAAUAGUUGUAACUAUGCCAUUUGUUUAAGUGAGUGCGUGGCUCUGAGGAUAGUCUCUUACUAAAAGUUACUAAAGGGACCCUAGUGUUGUGUGCCUCAAGCUGUGUCGUUUUCCCCUUGAAAAAGCUUUAUCUCCGCAAUGUGCUCCAGCCCCUCCGAGUUCAGAGACACCCAGGAAGCGCGUGCUGGGAGGAGGGAGGCGGGGGUCGAUGGGCAAGACUUAAGGUCACUCUGAGCUCCCAGCCAGAAGUGGCCUUUUCCAUCGAAUAAUCAAGCGUGCGUUCCAGCUGAUGGGUAGACCUGCAUGGGGCUUGUUCCUGGAGCUGAGACUGGCUUUGCCUGGCUGCCUUUGAAAGGACCUCGGUCUCCCGCCUCCUCUCCACCCAGCACCUGCCUUCCCUGCUGGGGCAAGGCGCAAGCUGCUGAUUUCCACUCGUCCUGGGAGCGGGAAGGCAGGCGCGGAGGGAAACUGAUAGAUCCCCGUCAGGCAGCUGCACCGCCUUCUCACCAGAUGCCUCCGCAGCCAGCCUCUUCGGUGCCCACCGCUCGUGACGCCCCUCACCCUGCCCUCGGCCAGGGCUAGGACCUCUGUUACUCCGAGGACCGGCAUUGACAACAACUUUUUGACAUUGUUAACCCAGGAAGAGAUGUGACUAACACUGGCAUCUCGCACGAGGUCCGUUUCACGAAUUCCUCUCGUUCGUGCUGAUCUCUGCGCAGCCGCCGAAAGCAUCCUUUUCUAAUGUCUUCCAUUCCGACCCACCCUGGGGCCAAAAGAAAUAGUAUUUGUAGCUUGCUAUCUGUAUUUGAAUUUUUAGCAAUUUUAUAUUUAGAUAUCUUUGGAAAAUGUACAUGACUAAUUUGGUCAUUGAAUCUUGUGACAUAUUCAAUACUAAGAUGAUAUUCAAAUAAAACUCGAAUGUAUACCCUCUU